AUGAGAAGAAAAUGCCCGGCUACAUCCCCCCUUCUGCUGCUCCAGCUUCUCCUGAGGUGUUCAGAACGGGGUGGGGGGGUUAAUUUUGGUGAGAAGGAUGCAAAAGUUUCCAGGGCCUGGAGAGAUGGAGUCAGGGUCCCUGGAGAAGGAACCUCUUGGGACUCAGACAGGGCCAGUCCUGAGCUAAGGUACGGAAUAGUAGGACUCAUUCAAAGCAUUUCCACUAAGCACCCAGAGAGCAGCCCUAAAGACUCAAGAAUAAGAGAAAAUGAUGUAACUGCCGAUGGAAGGACCACUGAGGACCACAUCACUGCAGACCCAGGGACCACCAAGGACUCCGUCACUGCAGACCCAGGGACCACUGAGGACCACAUCACUGCAGACCCAGGGACCACCGAGGACUCCAUCACUGCAGACCCAGGGACCACCGAGGACUCCAUCACUGCAGACCCAGGGACCACCGAGGACUCCAUCACUGCAGGCCCAGGGACCACUGAGGACCACAUCACUGCAGACCCAGGGACCACCGAGGACUCCAUCACUGCAGGCCCAGGGACCACUGAGGACCACAUCACUGCAGGCCCAGGGACCACCAAGGACUCCGUCACUGCAGGCCCAGGGACCACGGAGGACUCCGUCACUGCAGGCCCAGGGACCACCGAGGACUCCGUCACUGCAGGCCCAGGGACCACCGAGGACUCCGUCACUGCAGGCUCUUGGACCACAGAAGAUGAAAUCACUAAACAUGGUGACAUUCACCUUCUGCGAACUACUUCAGUCACAGCAGUGAAACCUACCAGGCUCCUGACACCCAUGGGAAUUAUCCUCAUAUCCCUGACUGCAACCACGGUUACUGUUGCACUCUUUGUUGGAUUGGGCUUCAUGUGGUGA
Molecule: messenger RNA, 891 nt
Organism: Rhinopithecus roxellana (golden snub-nosed monkey)
Lineage: Eukaryota; Metazoa; Chordata; Mammalia; Primates; Cercopithecidae
Product: protein PBMUCL2-like
Source: RefSeq, a predicted model, not a curated record